GUGAGUUGCUGGGAAUCCCUCGGGGCUGAGGUCCAACCUGUGGCUGUUUGAUCGCUCUGAUGGCGUGUGCGCGGCUCCGGUAUAUAAGGAGGCGCUGCGGGGACUGUGCACUGGAGACCGACACACACACAGCGAGUGCGACUGUGACUCACACCGACCCGCACCUCUCCAGCCUCGGCCCGGCCCCCGGGGCGCUCUCCGGACACUAACAUGCAGGAGAUGCUGUGGACCUUGUUGGUCACAUCCCUUUGUUUCACCACUACAAGAGUGCAAGCCGCUUGUGCUAAACCAGAGGUGCAAAAGGAUUUCAACUUUCUUGAGUACUUGGGAACAUGGUUUGAAAUUCAACGAUCAUCAAAUGUGGACUUUGAGAAUGGCAAAUGUAUUGCUACAACUUAUAGCAGGAAAUCACCUGUGGCUUUAGGAGUUCGCUGGCAGGAGCUUGUAGAUAAAAAGGUGAAGUCACACGACGCAGAGCUAUAUCCGACCUCUACAAAGGAGCCAGCUAAACUUUUCUACAGUUCUACAUCACCUUUCAAACCAUCCUUUGAAGAUUUUCCGUAUUGGGUAUUAUCCACCGACUAUAAGAACUAUUCUUUGGUGUAUUCCUGCUUUGUGAACCUCGGAAUUUUUAGCACACAAUCAGAUCAUUACUGGAUUUUCUCAAGACAAAUGCAUCUUCCUGAAAAUACCACUAAUCAACUGCAUGAAAUCCUGGCUUCAUAUAACAUUGCCACCAAGAAUAUAGCUACAGUCGAUCACGAGGAUUGCUCAUCUUUUAUCUAGGAGGGGGUGACAUUUUUCAGCAAAAUCAGCAGUUUAAACCUGUAUUGAAUUCAGCUGAUUUCUAGUUUAUUUUGUUGUACUUUGCAACUGAAUUAGUAGAAAUGGGAUUAUAUCGCAUAUUUGGAGAUGCUAAAAUAUGAAUCCAGUGAGAUUUUUGUUUUAACCAAUAGUCCCAAACUGAACACCUGCAAAACACAGCUGCCGAUUAACCACAUUGGCCACUGCACGCAAACCAGCAUAUCAUGAAACCCUGGUGGUGCAGCAAUGCCUCAAAGAGCAUGAUUCAAAGCAAGAGGCUUUUUUUCCCAUGUUAUAACUAAUUUGGAUCAGCUCCUUUCUCUCGCUAUCAAAAUAUGGUGUAAAUAGAAUAACUGACUCAGGAUAUACAUGAAACUAAUGAUUUCAGGCUCCACAAAUCAUCUCAGCAUUUUCGACUCAGUUCAGACGUUUUGAUGUCAUUCUGUGAGAUGUGUUGUCCACAGUUGAUUAUUCUCUCAUCUCUAUUUGCUUCAACACAAGUGUACUGUAGCUUGAAUCUACAUCAGUAAAGGGGCGUGCUGCAAGCUGUCAUUUUGCUUUGUGUAUUACCACACUGCUAGAAAAUCUGUACCAAUGUUGUUAUUUUC
Molecule: messenger RNA, 1412 nt
Organism: Callorhinchus milii (elephant shark)
Lineage: Eukaryota; Metazoa; Chordata; Chondrichthyes; Chimaeriformes; Callorhinchidae
Product: apolipoprotein D-like
Exons: 6
Coding region: 211-786 (191 amino acids)
Molecular function (GO): pigment binding
Source: RefSeq, a predicted model, not a curated record